UCCAGGAUAAAUUAUUUCAUGUUUGGCUUAGAAUCGUCAACACGAGAAAUAUCAUACUAGAAAAGCGAAUUCAAAUCCGAAAGCUGAAGCACGAGGUCAAAUUGUGUCAAAUUAUCAACCCACAAAUGAAACUGCUUAGUGAAUGGGCAAAAUUAGAGGGUAAAAACUUUGAAGCAGUAGGCAGAGUGACAAGGAAACUAUCAGCAUUGUCAGUCAAACUCCCUCUUGAAGAAGAUGCUAAGGGAGAUGUGGAAUCAGUCUACAUAGCUAUUAGCAAUGCAGCGCAGGUCAUGGAUAGCAUAGAAGGGACCAUAAAUAAAUUCCUCUCCCAGGUCGAGAAAGUCCUUUAUCUGAUUACAGAGCUUUCGAGCACACUGCAAAAUCAAGAUGAAAGCUUGGAGGAAAUGGAGAAAACAAUAACCGUAGUUGCUAAACUAGUGGCAUGGGAGAAAAGUGUGAGAGUACAUCUCUUGCAAAUAGGCCAGGAUUCAGAGGAAGAGGAAGCUGUCUCAAGACAUGAUUAAAUGACAAAAGGACAAGGCUACGUUGAUAUUUCUCUGUUUAGAACAAGAGAUCAGUCCCAUUCCUUUUCCACUAUUUGUACGUGGGCUGUGGAAAUAGG
Molecule: messenger RNA, 622 nt
Organism: Populus euphratica (Euphrates poplar)
Lineage: Eukaryota; Viridiplantae; Streptophyta; Magnoliopsida; Malpighiales; Salicaceae
Gene: QWRF7
Product: QWRF motif protein (DUF566)
Exons: 4
Coding region: 126-524 (132 amino acids)
Biological process (GO): spindle assembly
Cellular component (GO): cytoplasm; nuclear microtubule
Molecular function (GO): microtubule binding
Source: RefSeq, a predicted model, not a curated record